AUGACCGGUGACAUUGAUGAUGAUACAAGCCUCAUCAUCGAUGGUAGUGACCGACAUUACGAAGAUGAAGAAAUGCUAUCGCCACCGACAACCAUUUCACCAGGACCUGCAACUAAUGCAUCGGAACUUUCAGUCUCUUCAGAUGUGGCGAAACUCCAAAGAUUUCGAUCCCGCAUGCUUCCCAAGUUUCCUUUCAUCCACUUAUCCACCGAGGUGACGGCUGAGAAACUACAGCUCGAUCGGCCAUUCCUAUUUCGCGCUAUCACCUGCGUUGCCUCUCUCCCAACGCAUGAGAAGCGGGAGCAUGGGCAUGAGCUGAAACGCGUGCUGAGUGGACUGGCCUUUUUCCAUAGUGAGGACAUUAAGAAUCAUCAUGAAAGCAUGGAAAAAACAACAGACCUCCUACUGGGACUGCUAGUCUUUAUCGCCUGGGGUUGGGAUCACGUAAUUGGCGGUCGCAGCUUGUCACGCCUCAUGAUGCUGGCUUUGUCGCUGGUUGGAGAGAUGCAUCUGGAUAAGCCGACAGCACAUCAGUCAAGCCCACUAAUGUUAUCAGUUGCAAGUCACGACAAACAAGACGACGAAAGAAAUGAUGAACUGGCGAAAGAAAAACUCAUGGAACGUCGGCGUACAGUUCUGGGAUGUUUCGCGCUCAGCUCUAUGGUCUCGACACACUUUGGCGAGAUAGAACCUUUGACGUGGACGCCGCAAAUGGAAGAAGACCUUGCCGCCAUCGCAGGUGACACAGAAUAUCCGUCUGAUAUGGUUCUCGCCGUACAGGUCCGCCUUCAAUUGCUUGCCUUGCAAGCCGCACAAUCGUGCAAGCUUGAAAUGGAUCAAGUUGGGAUCAUGGGGCUACCUCCUCCGACCAUCUUGCAUACUCGAGACAUGCUGAUGCGAUUGCAAGAGAUUCGAACAUUCAUUUCUUCGAAAGCACUACCCGAUAGUAAAACUCUUAUGGGCCAUACUUAUUUUACGGAAUUACGUAUCCUUGAAGCUGCCAAGCCAGACAUAACUGUAUCCUCCGGAAUUCCUUGUGCUGGCCCAAGCAAUGCCAGUGUAUCCUUGCAGAGUGAUCAUACUUUCUGCUUAUGGAAAGCCCAGCUCGCUGUCAAGAACUUCGCAACGGCACUUUUGGCACUUACCCCCUCUUGUUUCCUUUACGCUUCUUUUCUUCAAGCGGCUCAGUGGACAUAUCUUGCGAACUGUGUCGCGAUUUUGUGUCGUGCUGGUGCGUCUUUUGGAGGUUCAGAAAAAGAUCCAGCCAUCAUUAGAGCUAUAGCUGAGCUACCAGUUAUGCUGGGCCGGCUAGUUGAUAUUUUCCAGUUAGCUGCCAACGAAUCUGGAGAGUCAGAGUCAGACGGAGUAUUUGCGAGUCUGGCAGAUAGUUUUGGCGUGUUUUGUAGGAACUUACAGAGCCAAGAAACAGGCAACUGGGGGGAGCCCGGACCAGGGCUCAUGACGAGCACGAGCGGAUUUGAUGGGAACAUCGGGUCUUGGAUAGAGAACUUUUGGGCUAAGAGGGCCUAA
Colletotrichum truncatum is the source of this 1530-nucleotide messenger RNA. RefSeq names its product C6 transcription factor. Gene Ontology annotation, biological process: regulation of DNA-templated transcription. Gene Ontology annotation, cellular component: nucleus. Gene Ontology annotation, molecular function: DNA-binding transcription factor activity, RNA polymerase II-specific; zinc ion binding; transcription cis-regulatory region binding. The record is from RefSeq and is a predicted model, not a curated record. Lineage: Eukaryota; Fungi; Ascomycota; Sordariomycetes; Glomerellales; Glomerellaceae.